AUGCCGCACUACAUUCACUCUAAUCGCAACUCUCGAUUUCCUCAUGACGGCAUCGUAAUAGCCCAAGAGCAGGCCUCUUAUAUGAACCUCUCUUCAAUCAAAGACAAGGUCUUGAUUAUACCAGGAACUCAAUUGCAACUGUUUAAUUCUUUCGAGACGACGGGACUUGAACUUCCAAUUACAUUGCCUGUAAUUGCUGAAGAUCAAUUGUCAAUUGACAUUCUAAAUGUGUUUGAGUCGCUGCUUCCAACAGAAGAGAGUCACAAACGAAGAUUAGAAUUUGUCGACAAGAUAAGACGGAUGUUAAAAGAAGAGUCGCAAGGGCAUGAUAUUGAAGUACAUUUGUUUGGGGGACUAGCCUGCGAUAUGAACAUAAAUAACACACUCGCAAUACACAACACUCGCCUAAUCAAAACAUACGUUUCCAUCGACCAUCGUGUACGUCCACUUACCAUGAUAGUCAAGCAUUGGGCAGCUAAGCGUGUACUAAAUGACGCUGCAAAAGGUGGCACUUUGUCCACAUAUACAUGGACGUGUAUGGUCCUUAACUUUCUCCAGAUGCGUGAGCCUCCUAUUUUGCCCGUUCUUCACCAAAUGUCACCCAAAGGAGAGCCGAUAAUGGUCAAUGGAGAAGAUGCUGCGUUUUGUGAGGACAUUGAGAGCUUUAAGAAUUUCGGGGCUUCUAACCGGGAGUCUCUUGGAGGAUUAUUGUUUGCAUUUUUCAGGCGGUUUGGGUAUGAGUUCGAUUAUCAACAUCAUGUAAUAUCUGUGCGUCAUGGAAAAUACCUCACAAAGGAAUCCAAGGGUUGGAAUUUGGGCCCUGAUUGGCGAUUACUCUGUGUUGAAGAGCCGUUCAACACUUCGCGUAACCUAGGUAAUAGUGCGGACAUUGUGUGUGUACAAGGAUUAAUAAAAGAGUUCCGUCGCGCUUGUAGUAAGUUAUAUGAGGAUGUGAGCCUGGAGCUGUGUUGUAAACAGUAUAUUACCCCAAAGGGAUAUAAUGGAGAGUAUGGAUGGUAUCCGGGGGGAGGUAGAGGAAAGUGGAACAGUGGCGCGAGUGGUGGCAUGAAGAAAGGACAACAGCAGCAGAAUAAUUAUUGGAAUAAAUAUAACGGAUAUCAUUAUGGUGGAUAUCAAUAUGGGCAGCAGAAUAGACAGAAUGAUAACCUAAAUACGUAUAGGGAUGGCUAUAUGAAUAGUUGGAGUUAUCAUAAUACUUGUGAUGGCAAGUUCGAUGGGGGAGAUUUAGAAUCAGAAAAAAAACAGUUUGAAGAUAGUGUUAUCAGUACCGCUACUAUUGUCACUCCUGUCGCUAGUGUUACCAGUACUCCGAGUCCUGUAUUUCUGCAGAAUAACGACGAGACCCGACACUUGGACAUGCAUUUCGAUACACAAUCGGAUAUUCAACUGGAUGUUUCUUCUCAUCGGACUUCUGAGUUAUCAGUAAGUAGGAAAGGAAGUUAUCAGAGCAUGCAAUACGAAAGUGAGAUCGAAUGUGAGCAUGAGGAGAUCGUCGAUCACAUUCAGCAAUGCGCGAAAGAUGAGGGAAGUUGGAACGGUAAAAGUCAAUUCAAUGGACAAGAUGACGAAGGGUUGGAUUUUCAAUAUUUUGCACCAGACCAAAAAGAAAAGUCUCACGAUGAACAGCAAGACAUUUUAUUUAAUAAGCAAACAGAUGCGAAUGUUAAUUAUCAGAGUCAAAAAACAUCUCAGCCUCAUAAGCGUGAACCGAAACAAGAUCCAAUGCAGAUGACCGGAAGGAUAACCAGAGUAAACGAACAGCAGAAUGGGGAUAACAUAAACGGGAACUCAUAUAGUUAUCAAGAUAGACAGCUUACCCAGAACGACCAGAAAGGUCAGAAUAAUCAAUCAGUCUAUCGGCAGAAUCAAAACAACAGAAGUAAUGGCAACAAUAAUGCAGCCAAUAGAAAUAGUUUGCAUAACAACAACGUUCAAGGUCAUCAAAACGCCAAUAACCAUAAUCGAUCUGAUCAAAGACAACGACAACAGCAUUCUAAUAAAUCGUCUCAUCAAAAGCCCACGCAAUCAAACGGCCAAAACCGAAGGAAUAACCAACAGCAUCAUAAACAAAACCAGAAUAAUCAAGGACAACGAAGGUUGAGUUAUUCAAACCAACAGGGGAAUACUUAUACAGAACAUAGUAAUAAGUAUCAUAUGCAACAACAAAAGGAAGGAAUAAGAGGGAACGAGCAGGGAGCAUACGUGGUAUAUAAUAACAAGGGAUGUGAGAGUAAUCAAAGGAAUAGCAAUAACUUUGAUCAGAACAACAAUAUUCAGGGCAACGUUCAUUCCCAUUCUCAUCCUUCUCAACCUUCUCCGUCUCAUCCCCACACACCCUCUCUCAAUGAACAAAAACAACAUUACAAUCAUAACAUGUUUUCUACAGCCCCAUUUCAGACCCAAACACCAUCUAUUCCUCCAAAGCGUCCUUACAUGCCCUUUCACAGCGAGCAAAGAACACCACAAAUGAGCACGCCGUCUAUACAAAUGAAUCAGAGGAGUAACGAAACAGACGAGCCAUCUACAGGGAGAAGAAAAUCAAAUGUUGGAGGUGGAAAUACCAUUCACAACCAUGACAAUCCUAGUACACAUGUUCACACCAAUACCUACACAAACGCAUCACCAUCUCUUAUAUCCUCGCAAACGCACCCCUCUUCAUCGGCACAGGGCACGAAUUAUACAAACCAUCACAAGCAAAUGAGGCCUUCGCUGCAUACGAUCCAACCUGCAGCUUAUCCAUCUACACAUCAUCCUACGCCUCCCAUCUACUUUUCUCCACGUUCCAAUCCAUCCACGACAUCUCCAUCAUCUGCCGCGCCUGCGACAUCUACCACGUAUGUGAAACCAAGGUAUGUGUCACCGUCCAUAUCGUACACUCAACAAGAAGAUAUGAACAAUAGAAAUGGCGAUAAUGGGCAUGGAAACGGAAUUACAGGGCCGAAUACGAAUACGGGUGGAAAAAGGAAAAAUGUAGAUAAUAUAGGAAAAAAGGGAAGUGCUGGAGAGAAGAAGAAUGGAAUCCUAAAUAAUGGAGGGAAAGCUAGUGAGAAAGAAAGAAAUAAUAAUUUUGAAAACGGCGUAUAUGGUCAACGUCAAUAUGGCCAGAACGAAAAUGGACGCCAGCAACAGAUGGGAAGCAAUACUGGUGGAAACAAGAAUAAAAAGAAGAACCAAUGGUCCCACAAUAAGCAUAAUAACAAUCAGAGCAACAACUACUACAAUAACGUUACUCAGAACAAGGUUAAUGUUGCUAGCAAUCAUAACAGUUUUGCACAUGACAACCACAACGACAUCGUUUAUAUCCCCACGGGUUCUUCUCCAACAUUUUCCUGUCUGCAGCCUUCAUCCAGCUGCAUAAAAUACACACGGUAUCCUAUCAACAAUUCCGUCCAGGCCGAUGUGAAUGCUCCAAAUGCUUCUCCUUCGUAUGAAGUAUCUGGGGUUCGAUAUAAUGGUAAUGACAGUCAGGGAAUACAAAAAGGUGACAUUAAUCAUGUCAAGAAACAAGAUAGAGGGAACAGUCGCGUUACGAUGAAUCAGCGAGAUGUUUAUAGUUUCGGGCGACGAGGGAAUAAUGUUGACAACAGCAAUUCUAAUUCGGCACAGUCUUUCUGCCAGCAAUUCGCACCCGGCCAGCAUAUGUCCUUGCAUGCAUCAUCUGCACGGAACCCAAUAAUAGAUGAUGCCGUUAACACUAGUAAUAACGUUUCCUCUGAUCACCAAUCUGUACACACGGAAGAUGUAUUUGUAAAUCAUACCGCUGAUAGUUCGCGGAUGGCCAGUCUGGCAAUUGGAAAUGGGCGAAGACAUAAUAACAAUGGCCAAGGAAAUGGCGACGGAAAUGGAAAUAGAAGUGGACGAUUAAAUGAACAUAAUAAUGGAAACCAGCCUAGAGGUCAGGGGACAGAAGGAAAGAGUAAACGGCGUGCAAAGAAGAAUGCACGGAAUGGGUCUGCUCAAAAGAAUAGCAUUAGAAGAGACGAGUCAUCCACAUCUCAGUCUUCAUUACAUUCAAAUGGAAACUACAUAUCAUAUUCUAAUAAUGCUAUCAAAAAAUCUGCGCCUUACUACAACAACAAUACUGGUAGUAAUAAUUUCAGUAAGAACAUCAGUAAGAAUGCAACCAAUUCCCCAUCUUAUGCUCGUUCUCAACCUGCUUCCCUAGUGAUGCCAACGAAUAACACCCAGCCCUUCACUACAUCGUCAGCGUACAAUAAUAUGACAUCGAACCAGUUUACAUAUGUACAGUCUUCUAACUCGACAUCCUCCAAUGCUGAUUUAAUGUCUUCGAACACAGUAGAGAUGAUUGGACAGGCACUAAACCAAUCGUAUGGACGUGGUGGACGUGGUGCAAGGAAUGGUGGCAAUAGGCGAGCAACUGAACAGAAGUAG
Messenger RNA from Paraglomus brasilianum, 4413 nucleotides. The record is from the annotation of a GenBank genome assembly. NCBI's taxonomy places the organism in Eukaryota, Fungi, Glomeromycota, Glomeromycetes, Paraglomerales, Paraglomeraceae.